Arabidopsis lyrata subsp. lyrata is the source of this 1415-nucleotide messenger RNA. Its product is annotated as PCTP-like protein. NCBI's taxonomy places the organism in Eukaryota, Viridiplantae, Streptophyta, Magnoliopsida, Brassicales, Brassicaceae. Gene Ontology annotation, molecular function: lipid binding. Bases 571 to 1302 code for a protein of 243 amino acids. The record is from RefSeq and is a predicted model, not a curated record. The transcript has 4 exons.
UAGGUCGAUGAUAUAAAGGAGUCUUAAAGUUGUUUACCAACGAAAAAGGAGUCUUAAAGUGACAAAGUUAUUAAAAAAAAAAAAAAGACUCAUAAAUCAAUGUGAAGUACUUAUAAACAUUAUCAUUCACGAGUAGCACUUGGUCUAGUAACGUAUGAUCCUUCAAAAUGAAUGAAAAGUCGUGUUUCCUUGAAAUGCUAGUUCCGGUCCCAAGUAAUGUAUAUCCCUAGCCCCUAGGAUCCGAAAUUUCUUGGAUAAUCAGAAAAUUAAAAAUAACAUUUCGUAAAUAAACCCAACUUGAGAAACACACACAAAUACUAAUAUGUAGAUAUAAUUGUAAUUUUCAAGAAUGAUUUGAGUAAGAGGAAGAUGUAUAAUGAUUUCAGUUCCCACUAGUCAUUGCAUGUGCUCUCUCCCCCUCCUUGUCCCACUUACCCACUAUUCUGCUUUCAACUCUGUCUCUUUCUCUCUCUCACUCUCUCUUUCUUAACCAAAUCCAUGACUUAAAAUGCAGAGCAACCACAGCAUAAGUCUUCAUACCUUCGGAUUCCUCAAUCUCCUCUCCACAUCAUGAACGGUCUAGUCCCCUCCAGCAGCUCCUGGUCGGUGAGUGAGGAGUCGCUAAGAAGGUACGUGAGGUUUGCGAGUGAGAGCUGCAUUCAAGAGCUCUUAUCUUCCUCUGAGGCCGGACGCUUUGGGAACGCUUCUAAUGGGUGGAAGAUGGUGAGGCAUGACUCGAACGGUGUCGAGAUUUCAAAACGCGACUCGGGAUCACUACACGCGUUUCGAAGCCGUAGGAUCCUCACAUCAGUCUCUCCAGAGCAGUUCAUCACAGUCGCAAAUGCCAUAGACGCGGCCAAGCAAUGGGAAGGUGACCUGGUGGAAGCAACACACAUUAGAGAAAUAGAUGAGAAUCUGAGCGUAAUCCGUUUAAGGUUUGGCGAAAACUCGAAACCGCUCUUCAGGAACAGAGAGUUCAUUGUCUACGAAAGACGUGAGACCAUGCAAGACGGCACUCUCGUGGUGGCGGUUGCUUCACUACCAAAGGAAAUGGCAGAAGGAUUGGAGCCAACAAAGAAAAAGAAAAACAAUUCCAUUAUUAGAGGAUUUUUGGUUGAGUCAGGUUGGGUUUUGGAGAAGCUUGAUGAUACCUCUUGCAUGAUUACUUAUGUUGUUCAGUUGGAUCCUGCAGGAUGGUUGCCAAAGUGUUUUGUGAACAGACUAAACACAAAGCUAGCAAUGAUAAUUGAUAACCUUAGAAAGCUUGCUCAAGCCUCUCUACCUUCUUUUCCUCCUACUUGAUUAGUACCUUUUAGCUCUCGUUCUCUCUGUCUCUCUUUCUUUUUUUGUUUGUUUGUAAACAACUAAACAUUUUUACAAAAAGAGUUAAAUGAUCGUAAUUAAGAGGCCAACAA